This is a messenger RNA of Acyrthosiphon pisum (pea aphid), 1649 nucleotides long. Its product is annotated as alpha-tubulin N-acetyltransferase 1-like. The record is from RefSeq and is a predicted model, not a curated record. The coding region runs from base 414 to 1259 and encodes 281 amino acids. The transcript has 8 exons. NCBI's taxonomy places the organism in Eukaryota, Metazoa, Arthropoda, Insecta, Hemiptera, Aphididae. Gene Ontology annotation, molecular function: tubulin N-acetyltransferase activity. Gene Ontology annotation, biological process: alpha-tubulin acetylation. Gene Ontology annotation, cellular component: microtubule.
UUUCCUACCCCAGCCAGUCAGCUUUGACCACGGUUGUAGAUAGGUAUACAGACACUGGUACCUACCUAAACCUGGAACUGGAACCUGGAAUUAUUGUAUUUAUUACCAGCCAGCUAGACAGCCUGCCCGACCGCCUACUGCGGCAGUGCGACACUUUAUUUCCAAGGUUGACCGUUGAUGGGCGUCCUCCUUGGUCGAUACGAUUCCGGAUUCACGCCUCCGCGAACAUAAUCGUCUAUGCGUUAUACUUAUCUAUGGUCUAUGCGCAUUACGCACUACUCGCUGUACGCGAAUACGAAACAAAUUAAAUAGGACGUACCUAUUAGGUAUUCUUGGUUUUCGCGCUACUAGUGUACGAUCGACAAUAAUCGUCGUAUCUUCGCUGAGUACUAAAAUAUUCUUAGUUUUGCGUCAUGGAGUUCAAGUUUGACAUUAAGAACGUGGCUACCGAAGAGGUGAUGAAGAUUGACAACACGCUAACGGCCUUGGGACACGAGCAAAAUGAAGACUUGAAAAGCAUAAUGAAAUUGAUCAUUGACGAGAUGGGUAAAGCUUCGGCCAUUGCUCAAGAAUUGAAGAUGCCCAUAACCAGCGGUGACAAGCUAGCCAAUUCCGAUCACAUUCUCUACAUGAUGACGGAACACGAUAAACCUGAACAUUUCAGUGUUGUUGGAAUUUUGAAGAUGGGAUGGAAAAAAUUAUACCUCUAUAACAAAGAAGGCUUGCGGUCAGAAGCAAUGGUCUACUGUUUGUUAGAUUUCUACAUACAUGAGUCCAAACAGCGUAAAGGUUAUGGAAAACGUUUGAUCGAAUGCAUGUUACAGGAUAUAAAUUUAGAAGCCAAACAUUUGGCUAUUGACAAGCCAACUAAAAAAUUAUUGCAGUUUAUGUGGAAGCAUUAUCAACUAUCCAAAUUAGUUAACCAAGGAAACAAUUUUGUGAUAUUUGAAGAAUUUUUUGAUGACGCACUUGAUGAAAAGAAUCAUGACAAUAGUGGGCAUAGAGCUGUAUCAUAUAUGCGACAGCCAAUGUUUGGACGGCAUGGGGCUCAUAAACAUCAUGAUACGAUGGGCGAGAUAGUUCAAGGUGAAGGCGAUGCUGCAUUUGUGAAGUUCAAAUACAACCAGGACACUGAUUUUGUGGAUCACCAGUUCAAAGAAACAAAUCCACAUCCUGAGAAUAGUAAUGCAUUCAAAACUGACAAAGAUGGAAACUCCGUGAAACGAGAUCUUAAAUUUCAUCACAACUCUUUGUGGUAACCAAUAGUAACAGUGUAUCUAAACAAUUGUGCUGGGUUCAUCCCCUAGUUCAAUUGUGUAGAUGUUUUUGUUUUGUUCAAUGUGUAACAGCUAAUAAUUUAACAGCUUAACCCAAAUGCAACUUUUAAAUAUUCUCUAAUAUUAUAUACCUACUGCACUUCAAUAAUAAUCAUCAAUUUUCUUUGUGAGUAAUUAUUUUUUUUUUUUUUUUAAUGUAAUAGUCUAUUUAUUGUUAACAACAAUGCUGCUAACUGUAUAUUGAGUUCUACAUUUUAACAAGGCUGAUAAUUUUGUUUAAUUUUACUUUUUUUGUAUUGGGCUUUUGUUUACGUCUAUAGACAAUAGCUUCAAACAGUAUUCUAAUAAUUAUAUUAUUUUUAUUUUUGGUAA